CAACUGGUUUACUCAUUGAGACAACAUUUGGAUGCAUCAAAUCAAGACAGUGAUGGAGAUAUGCCUUUCUUCAGUUUUAGUUCUCUAAAGAAUGCUACAGAUGACUUCUCAGAUGCUAAUAAACUUGGAGAAGGCGGGUUUGGUCCAGUUUACAAGGGAAAGCUGAUGGAUGGUGAGGAAGUAGCUGUGAAAAGACUAUCAACAAAAUCAAAUCAAGGAUACGAAGAGUUCAAGAAUGAAGCAAAGGUCAUCUGGAAGCUUCAACAUAAGAAUCUGGUUAGACUACUGGGAUAUUGUGUGGAAGGAGAAGAAAAACUUCUAAUCUAUGAGUACAUGGCAAAUACAAGUCUUGAUGCUUUCUUGUUUGAUCCAUUGAAGUGCAAACAACUCGACUGGCUCAAGCGCGAAAACAUUCUCAAUGGGAUUGCAAGAGGAAUUCUGUAUCUCCAUGAAGAUUCUCGACUCAAAAUCAUCCAUAGGGAUUUGAAAGUGAGUAAUGUACUGUUAGAUGAGGAGAUGAAUCCAAAAAUAUCAGAUUUUGGAACUGCUAGGAUAUUUGGAGGCAAGCAAAUGGAUGCCAGCACCAAUAGAAUAGUUGGAACAUAUGGGUAUAUGGCGCCAGAGUAUGCUAUGGAGGGAGUUUUCUCAGUUAAAUCCGAUGUAUACAGUUUUGGAGUUCUAAUCCUGGAGGUGAUCAGUGGGAGAAAGAGCAUUGGUUUUCUAAACAUGGACAGAGCGCAGAACCUUCUGUCAUAUGCAUGGGAGCUAUGGAAUGAAGGUAGAGCAGAAGAAAUGAUAGAUGAGAACCUGGCUGGAGAUUAUCGUGAGAGUGAGGCCGUAAAAUGGAUCCAGAUUGGCUUGCUGUGCGUGCAAGAAGAUGCUAACACCAGACCCACCAUGUCAAUGGUUGUUCUAAUGCUUGGAAGCCAGUCGGUUCACCUUCCUCAGCCCUCAAAACCUCCAUUUCUUACAGGUCGAGGAAGAAGUUCGUCUCUUUAUCUGCUACACCAAACCCAAAUCAUGUUCUGUUUCCUCAAUUACAGAUCUUCGCCAGUUUCGUUGCUACUUCUGAUUUCAAUCUUUGGGAUUAGCCUCUCCCAUCAUUUCGAACCAAGAUAUAGGUUCCACAUCUGUUCAACGCCAAGUAAUAUCACAACCAACUCUAAUCUGGGUUCGGAUCUCAUUGGUAUACUGGGUUCUUUAUCCGAAGCUUCCUCCGACAGCUUCUACAAUAGAACUUUCAAUGGAAUGUACGGCCUCGUACUCUGUCGUGGAGAUAUUCCCAACGAUUACUGUCACAGUUGUGUCAGUACCGCAAGCAUAGAUGUGAGGGAUCGAUGCCCUCUAAGAGUAAACGCCACAAUAUGGUACGAUGAAUGCAUGCUUAGAUACUCAGACAAGAACUUCUUCGGAACCGUAGAGAUCUCCCCGAGAUUCCUCAUGGGCGAUUCAGGGAACCAGACAUCGCCAGAUGAUAGUAAUAUUGAUGGGUCUGCUCUGUUGUCUCAGAUGGUCAGUGAAGCCUCGGUGUUACCGAUGAUGUACAAGGCAAACAAGUUGCAUGGAACAGGCUAUGGAUUGGUUCAGUGCACAAGGGAUCUCAACAGUAGCGCGUGUUAUAAAUGUUUGAUGGCUCUGUUGGAGGAGAUCGGGCAGGUUUACAAAGGGAGAGUGGGGUGGAGAAUUUUGAGCCCAAGUUGUAGCAUAACGUAUGAGAAAUAUCUUUUCUAUUCUCAAUCAGCUUCGCCUCAAGGAUUGAGCGCGAAAAUGAUUGCAGUAAUCAUUAUAUCAACAGUUGCAGCAGUAGCAUUUCUUGCAAGUCUGUUGUGUUGUUUACUUCUGUCAAAGAAGAGAAGACAACAUCCAGAGAUGGACACAGGUGAACAAGUUCUGUUGCGAAAUUUGGGAGAUGUUAAGUCUGCAGAAUUGAUGAAGCAAGAUUUGCAUUCAAGAGAUGGAGACAAUGAUGAAGAGAUGCAUUACUUCAGUUUCAUCACCCUACAGGCUGCCACAAACAACUUUGCAGAUGCAAAUAGACUUGGAGAAGGCGGGUUUGGCCCGGUUUUCAAGGGAAAGCUGAUGAAUGGGGAAGAAAUAGCUGUAAAAAGACUGUCAGUGAAGUCAAGCCAAGGUCAUGAUGAGUUCAAGAAUGAAGUCAUGGUCAUAAUGAAGCUUCAACACAAAAAUCUGGUCAAGCUUUUGGGAUGCUGUCUGGAGGGAGAGGAAAUGCUCCUUGUAUAUGAGUACAUGGCAAACACUAGUCUAGAUGCCUUAUUAUUUGAUCCAGUUAAAUGCAAACAACUCGAUUGGCUUAAGCGCAACAACAUCAUCAAUGGAGUUGCAAAAGGAAUUCUAUAUCUGCAUGAAGACUCUCGGCUCAAAAUCGUUCAUCGGGAUUUAAAAGCUAGCAAUGUGUUGUUGGAUGAUGAGAUGAAUGCAAAGAUAUCAGACUUUGGAACGGCUAGAAUAUUCGGAGGCAAGCAAGUUGAGGCUAGCACCAACAGGGUUGUUGGCACUUUUGGAUACAUGGCACCAGAAUAUGCAAUGGAGGGAGUGUUUUCUGUAAAAUCGGAUGUUUAUAGCUUUGGAAUCUUAAUGCUAGAAGUGAUAAGCGGGAGAAAGAACAGCGGUUUCUUCAAAGUAGACAAUGCACAAAGCCUUCUAUCACAAGCAUGGCAACUAUGGAAGGAAGGCAGAGAAGAGGAAAUGGUUGAUCCGAACCUGGUUGGAGAUUGUUCUUUAAGCGAAGCUCUAAGAUGGAUCCAAAUCGGGCUCCUGUGCGUACAAGAAGACCCUAACAUCAGACCGACCAUGUCAAUGGUCGUUCUAAUGCUUGGAAGCAAAUCGAUUCCUCUUCCUCAACCGUCGAAACCUCCAUUCUUUCCGAUUGGCUUUCCGGCGUCCGCCGGUCAAUCUUCAACGACCUUAGAGGGAACGGGGUAUCUCUCCACACAAUCGUCUACCACAGCUUCUAUCUAGUUAUACGGUUAAGUGGGUCCAUGUAGCUCAGAAACUUGCCCAUCGUCUUCUUCCUCGCGCAAGUCCACGGUCUUCCGGGAUCUGGACCGUAUUAAACACAAGUCGUGCCGUAUUGAGUUAGAGAGCCCAUUUCCUCGUCUGUUGACUCAGUCAUGAUCUUCAACUGUUCAACCACGCUAGGGAAAUUGUUUGCUACGGCAAUUAUUUUACUUUUACAAUGACCCGUUUGGUCGUAAAUUUACUUCCU
Cucurbita maxima (winter squash) is the source of this 3226-nucleotide messenger RNA. Its product is annotated as cysteine-rich receptor-like protein kinase 10. The coding region runs from base 61 to 2979 and encodes 972 amino acids. The record is from RefSeq and is a predicted model, not a curated record. Lineage: Eukaryota; Viridiplantae; Streptophyta; Magnoliopsida; Cucurbitales; Cucurbitaceae. The transcript is spliced from 13 exons. Gene Ontology annotation, biological process: protein phosphorylation. Gene Ontology annotation, molecular function: protein kinase activity; ATP binding.